ACUCCCGCUGUGCGGACAGGAAUGACUGGUGUCCGUGAUAACCGCUACAGUGCUGUAUCCUCAGAAGAAGACGGGUUGAGGUUGUCAACCAUGCCAGGGAUCAACGGCUAUGGCAAUGGGAAGAUCCACACCAGGAGGAAGUGCCGCAGUCGCUUUGUGAAGAAGAAUGGCCAGUGCAAUGUCCAGUUUGCGAAUAUGAGCGACAAGCCCCAGCGGUACAUUGCUGACAUCUUCACCACGUGCGUGGAUGUCCGCUGGCGCUACAUGCUGCUGAUCUUUUCACUAGCCUUUGUCAUCUCAUGGUUGGCUUUUGGCCUGGCCUUCUGGCUCAUUGCGCUAAUACACGGUGACCUCGAGAACCCUGCUGGUGACGACACUUUCAUGCCCUGCGUUUUGCAGGUGAAUGGAUUCAUCGCUGCCUUCCUUUUUUCCAUUGAAACCCAGACAACUAUCGGGUACGGUUUCCGCUGUGUGACGGAAGAGUGUCCAUUGGCGAUCUUCUUGGUGGUCUUCCAGUCCAUCGUAGGUUGCAUCAUAGACUCGUUCAUGAUUGGUGCCAUAAUGGCUAAGAUGGCACGGCCGAAGAAACGAGCCCAGACGUUACUUUUUAGCCAUAAUGCGGUUAUAGCCAUGAGGGAUGGUAAACUCUCUCUUAUGUGGCGGGUUGGAAAUCUGAGGAAAAGUCACAUAGUGGAAGCCCAUGUCCGGGCUCAGUUAAUCAAGCCACGGAUCACUGAGGAAGGAGAAUAUAUACCCCUUGACCAGAUUGACAUUGACGUGGGUUUUGAUAAAGGAUAUGAUCGUAUAUUCUUAGUUUCCCCAAUAACUAUUCUCCAUGAGAUUGAUGAGGAAAGUCCACUGUAUGGUAUUAGUAAGCAGGACCUGGAGAUGGCAGAUUUUGAAAUAGUGGUAAUCCUUGAAGGAAUGGUGGAAGCUACGGCGAUGACCACACAAGCUCGCAGCUCCUAUUUGGCCAGUGAGAUUCUAUGGGGCCAGCGAUUUGAACCAGUGCUGUUUGAGGAGAAGGACCAGUAUAAAGUGGACUAUUCACAUUUCCAUAAAACCUAUGAGGUGCCCACAACCCCUCGAUGCAGUGCCAAGGAACUGAUGGAAAGCAAGUUCCUCGUUCCCAGCACAAACUCCUUCUGCUAUGAGAAUGAGUUGGCUUUCAUGAGCCGAGAUGAGGAUGACGAGGGUGAUGAUGAUGACAGUAGGGUCUUGGAUGACCCAAGCCCAAACAGCAGUCGACAUGAAUUUGACCGAUUACAGGCAACUUUAGCGUUGGAUCAAAGGUCUUACAGAAGAGAGUCUGAGAUAUGACCUUUGACUGUUAUAAUGACCUUUUUUUUUCUCAAAUGUAAGGAAUGGGCUACCAAUCAUCACGAGUGCCAUAAAGGAUUUUAAAGCUUGCAUAGA
Hemiscyllium ocellatum (epaulette shark) is the source of this 1416-nucleotide messenger RNA. RefSeq names its product potassium inwardly rectifying channel subfamily J member 12a (gene kcnj12a). The transcript has a single exon. The record is from RefSeq and is a predicted model, not a curated record. Gene Ontology annotation, cellular component: plasma membrane. Gene Ontology annotation, molecular function: inward rectifier potassium channel activity. NCBI's taxonomy places the organism in Eukaryota, Metazoa, Chordata, Chondrichthyes, Orectolobiformes, Hemiscylliidae. Gene Ontology annotation, biological process: potassium ion import across plasma membrane; regulation of monoatomic ion transmembrane transport. Bases 22 to 1320 code for a protein of 432 amino acids.